Messenger RNA from Ostreobium quekettii, 918 nucleotides. The record is from the annotation of a GenBank genome assembly. Lineage: Eukaryota; Viridiplantae; Chlorophyta; Ulvophyceae; Bryopsidales; Ostreobiaceae.
AUGUUGCCGGAUUACGGGCAGCAGGCCGGGCACAGUGAUGAUGCUCCCAGGUCUCACAGGGAGGGGUGGAGGAGUGUGAGCAAGUCCAACAGUGGGCAGAACAUCAGCAGCCAGCGGCAAGCCCGGUCCAGGACGCCUCCCAGGUCGCCUCCCAGGUCGCCUCCAAGGUCGCCUCCCAGGUCGCCUCCCAGGUCACCAUCCAGGUCGCCUUCCAGGUCGCCUCCCAGGUCACGUCCCAGGUCACGUCCCAGGUCACCUCCCAGGUCACCUUUCAGGUCUCCAUCCAGGUCCCCUCCCAGGUCGCCCACCUCCCGUGCCACUCCUAGCUUGUUUGACACCGGGCCCUCUGGGAUGGGCAGGGUGGAUAGCGAGGGGAGGGGCCUGGACGACAUCCACCUCAGCACCACGGGUUUUCUGAUGGACAGCAGGACCAGUCCCUAUGACACGGAGGACAGCAGCUUUGGGUCAACGUACAACUUUAUAGAACUUCUACCCUCACCCCUUGAUUGGCGAAAUGCACAAAUCGAUGCACAGGAAAAAGAAAAAGAACCUGUGAACAACAGGUUCAGCUGCAUACCUGGUCGUUCACCAGCAGCUAAGAAGUCUCCUGAAAAGACCAAAAAGAACCCAUUGAAGUGGUUUGUGCGCGGGUCGCCCUAUACUCCCAACGAAUUGCCAGCGUCCAAAUCAAUGGACAGGCUGCAGACAGCUGCGAUCCCCAAGGUAAACCAGGCCACAAGCAUGUAUGAAAGGCGUCAUGCCAUGCUCUGCAACAAAAUCGAGGCUGCGCUGGGCGAGGACAAAGGCCACGGCCAGCGAGGGCGAGCUUUCGAACUUCAGCAAGGGCAGCAAGGGCCUUCACGCCGGGGUGCGCUCAUCCGCCGAAGCAAGUCUGCCAUCCAACCCAAGCAUCGAUGA